Messenger RNA from Ailuropoda melanoleuca (giant panda), 3690 nucleotides. RefSeq lists its product as uncharacterized. The record is from RefSeq and is a predicted model, not a curated record. NCBI's taxonomy places the organism in Eukaryota, Metazoa, Chordata, Mammalia, Carnivora, Ursidae. The transcript has 2 exons. Bases 1 to 627 code for a protein of 208 amino acids.
AUGAAGGGACCAUGGGAAAUUGGCCCUCAGCCCGCCCGACCUCUGCGCGCCCCCGGAGGGCGCGGGGAACACGCUCGGUCACGUGGAGCGCGCGGCUCGCACGUCUGUUCCGCGCCGGCCCGGUUGGUCCUCCAGGGGCCGCGCGCGGGGCUCCUCCGCGAACGCGGCGGCACAGUGGCCUACGACACUACGGCGGCGGCACCAGGGCCUUUGGCUGGGGGGAAGGGGAGAAGUGAUGCGCACGAGGGCCCCGUAGAAACCCGGUCGGGGACCCCGAAUCGGCUGCGAGCAGCGGGUCGGACCGUCCCCGCUCCAGGACCCGUGACCCGGGCCAGAGCUGGAACCAAGGACCGUGAACCGGAAGGGGCUGGGCAGGGUGGCCAAAGGCUGCAGCGCGGAAGCAGUGCUCGGGACCGCCGCCCGGGGCCGGGAGCCAAGGGCAAGGGGGAACGGGCCCGCUUUGGGGCCCAGGGUUUCCAUAGUGUGACUCGGGGUGUGGCAGCCUGGGAAAGGUCACCGCGCUUUGGUCCAGCACUGGGCCGGGCCCUUAACCCGAACCCUGUCCUUCCUCUCAAUAUGCAGAAGAAGAGCCUUUUCAUCACAGUCGAUGCGCACACGUCACGGUGACAAGGACAUCACGUGGGUUCAUAACUGCCUUAUUGCAAAAACCAGCAGGAGAUGGACCAGGUUGUUCACCGUUUCUGGCUACACGAGCAUGUGUUAUUUUGAGCCAGCGGUGGCGUUUUUUGGUCUGUUUUUCUUAUUGAGCCAUUGUAGCACAGUGGGGCGACGUCGGAGUUCUCGCUUCCUUUCCUUCCUGCAUCUGUCUUUGUGACCUUGCCCAAUUCCCUGGACCUCUCUGGUCCUGUUUUAUCUUCUGCAAAGUGACAAAACUGCCCUGGAGAUGAUCUUUCACAUCUCUCUCAGCUUUGACAUGCUGUGAUUUAUUUAUUUAUUUAUUUAUUUAUUUUGGUAACUGGGUAACUGAAGGACUUUUUUUUGAGACUAUAAUUAGCAAGAUGUAAACAUUCAAUGCUUUGUUUUCUAUUUUAGAAGGGUGGAGAAUUCUGAUCAUCCUUGGGGCACAGAAGACCCCCAAGAACAGUCCACAGAGGCUGCCGUGGACCGAGGGUCUGGGACCUGAGCAACCCUGCAGCACGUGCCCCUGAACCCCGAAGGCCCAGUAUGGAGGAAGGGGGAGGGUAGGGGUGAGAGGGGCGGAGGUGGAUUGCACGUGACAUGAAGGUGGAGGACAGGAGGGUGGAGAGACUCAGUGCGGACAGAACCAAGGGGAUGCUGCCCCCUGGAGACCCCAUGCGGAUGGACAGUAAAAGUCAAGGAGUAUGUGUCCCCACGGGUGCGCGGUCUCAGAGCUGCAGGGGACGCCGGCUCCUGCUGGCCCUCAGAGCUGUUGUCACCCCUCUACUCUGAGACCGGAGGUGGCCUGAGUCCCGACAGUCUUCGUGCAUGUCCUGGGCUGUAGAACUUCUAGAGCUCAGAGUGGUUCCCUCGAUCCUGUCUGACAUGGAGAGACAUCCGAGUGGGAGAGAUCGGAGCCAAGUUCAACUACAUUUUGAUAAAUGAAGACAUGGGCUUGUUUCAUAUGGAAAACAUGUUGGUGAAGACAGGAGAUCUUAGGCUUCUCUAACGUUAUUAGAGUAUUUCCCCUGAAGCCUGGGAGCAUGGAGUGUUUCCGUAUGUCAGUCAUUUGAAAUAAGAAGGGCCUCAACCCCGCCAGAGGGAGGAAGAAGCAGGGGUGUGGAGAAGCAGCCAAGGCCGCCUCCUCUGUGCUGGGGACCCUGGAGAUGAAGGGGCAUUGGCGGCAUCCAGGUGUUUGCCAGAAUUGUAGGGCAGGGAAGUGCUGAGUUCACAGGCCUGGCCCAGACUUUCCUAAGGCCCCAGACACAGAAUGGGGCGAUGGGAGGGGGGCUCUGGGUGUGGAGGAGGACCCACCCCUCAGGCCCUACAAAUCCCUUUGAGCAGCGGCUGCUCUGACUUAAAACCUCGUUCUCCUAAGAUCUCUUUUGAAGUUGGCUCUCCCACCUAAUCACUCCAGUGUCAGUGAGUCUUUCCAUACUUCUGUCUUUGCCUCACAGGAAAGAAAGCCAGCGGUGGGGGGAGGGGCAGGUAGAACAAGGUCUGUGCGUGCCGACAGCUCAGAGGGUGGCCUGGGGAAGAGGCAGGGUCAGCUGUGGCCAGAGGCAGUCUCUCUUUCCAGGCCCCCAAUCCCCGUGUGCUGGGAGCCCUUGCUCUUGGGUUUGGCUCCUGCUGUGGUUAGAGCCGUUCUAAUCCUUCCCAGAUGCCUGACCCCAGUGCUGCCCUGUAAUCCUGCCCCUUCCCAGUUUGCAUUUGGAGGCGGUUGGGGACCACAGCCCAGGCCACACUUUUCACUCUCUCCCAGAUCUCUUUUCUGCGCCCAGAGCUUUGUAAACAUCUGGCCAUUUCUCCACCUGUGGGAUGGUGACUGUGCUGGGUGCCCAGCGGGGCUGUUUGAACAGUAACCGCAGGGCUGAUGGGAGCACCUGAGAGGAGCAGCUGCGUGGGAAGUGUUUGGACUAGGCCCUGGGUGUGUGGGAGUUCACGGUGGGUAUGCAGAUAACUCCACGUAGGGGCGCCCGGGUGGGGCAGUCAGUUAAGCAUCUGAUUCUAGGCUCCAGCUGGGGUUGUGGUCUUCGGGUCGAGGGGUCGGUCUCUGCGCUCAGCACGGAAUCUACUUGAGAUUCUUUCUCCCUCUCCCUCUGCCCCUUCAGCUUGUGCUCUUUCUAAAAGAAAUAAUAAUAAAAAACCAAACCCUCAACGUAUAACCACUUCCUUACUCUUCUUUGGUCUUUAAUUGUGCAACCCUCUGGACGAAUCAAACUUUUUAAAAAGUGAAACUAGCUCCUCUUUUUAAAGCUACUGCAAGGACUGUUUCUUCGCUACGAGAACAUUUUAGAUUUUAGUCGUAGUAGCUCCUUUCCUUCGUUUUCUCCCCACCCCUCCUUUUCAUAGCUGCGAUGAGGACUGUUUUCGCCCAGAGGGCCUCAGUGCUUUGGGUCUGAUGUGGAAAGCCCUGGUUGCGGCCCGCCGUGUCUCUGGGAGGGGACGGCACGCAGACUCACUCUUGUUCACUGAGCUUAGCGUGAAUCCUUGCCCUUUCUUCUGAAGUUCUGUUUCCUUUUUGUGGCCCAGAGGUAAGCCCAGGAGAGUGUUGUUCCUCUUUUGCUCAUGGGGAAAACCUAGGCCUGGAGAGGAAAGCGACCCUGCUAGUCAGCGACCCUGGAAUUUACUCCCAGAUCUCUCUGGCUCCAAGGGCUCAUUUUGCACCCAGAUGGAGUAAAGGAGUCCCAGUGGAGGGUUCUGGGAGGCUCUCCCUCUCUGGCCGCCAUCCGUGGAGUCCAGACACCCCCCCCCCCAGGUCACACUGACAGCAGCUGUGGUACAGGGAGCUGUACCUUCUUGGAGCUAAAAAGGGCCAUAUUUACGAGGGCCAGCAGUCAGCCUCAGUUUCCUCCCCUCUAAGAUGGAAGUGAGGAUUUCCCUGCUCGCUUUACAGGGUCAUGAGGCCCAGUGGGAAAUCCCACUGUAAAGUGCUAGGUGGCAAAAGGUAGGACAGUUGUCUCGCCAGGCACCCAUCCCAGCCUCGGGCAGUUAAAUGCUUCCCUUACCUGGGGAGCGAGGCAUCUGUGCUUCGGGAACAGACCUAGAACA